Messenger RNA from Episyrphus balteatus (marmalade hoverfly), 11704 nucleotides. It is a transcript of the gene nej, whose product is annotated as histone acetyltransferase p300. Gene Ontology annotation, biological process: positive regulation of transcription by RNA polymerase II. Lineage: Eukaryota; Metazoa; Arthropoda; Insecta; Diptera; Syrphidae. The record is from RefSeq and is a predicted model, not a curated record. The transcript is spliced from 15 exons. Bases 1745 to 10243 code for a protein of 2832 amino acids. Gene Ontology annotation, cellular component: transcription regulator complex; histone acetyltransferase complex. Gene Ontology annotation, molecular function: transcription coactivator activity; zinc ion binding; histone acetyltransferase activity.
AAAAAAAAUAUUUGGAUUUUCUUCUUUUCGCCUUCGCCUUCUUCUGUGUGUCCAACAAAAAAAAAAAAUUCAAUUCAAAUUUUUCUUCUCGAUUCGCUUCGAAUAUUCGUCGUUCGUUUCUCGUCGUACAUAUUUUCGCUUCAUUCGUUCGUUCGUUCAUCGUUGGGUUUCUUUCUUUUCUCUUGUAAUAAUAUAAAAUUGUGUGUGCGAGAGUUUUGUAUAGUGUAUAUAUUGCGAGUGAGUGUAUAUGUGUGUGUUAGUGUGGGGCGAGCGAGCAAACGAACAAAAAUUAAUACUUCUCAUCUGUUCUAUCUCACCAUAAGCGAUAUGCGCCCUAGCAAACUGACUGAAUAAGAACUAUUAACGGCGAAGAGAUUUUCAAAGAUUCAAGUUGAAUGCAAAACAAAGAUCGAUGCAGUUGUUAGAAAGUUAGAAUGAAAAAGCUAUAUAUGUACUCACACAGUGGACCACAAAAAUCGCAAUAAAUAUUAUUUUCCUUUUUUUUCUCAAUAAGAUUCGGGGAUCGUCGGAUCAGUUGGUUUUUCUUCACACUCACUUAGUUUUUAAUUCGCCUUGACAAGCGAAUUAAAAAAAAAAAAACUUAAUUGUUGUUAAGUUUUUUUUUGUUUUUUUUUUCUUCCGGAAAAAGAAAUUUUUUUUUAAUUUUCGAAAUUAAAUUUUUCGAAAUAUGCAAGUGUUUUUAUUUGAAUAAAUAUUUUCAUAUUCAAUAAUAAAUAAGACCAAAAUGUUCAAUGUAUGUGUUUGUAGAUAGUUUUUGCUUGAUAUGACAACUCUCGAAUCGAAUGGGUGAAAUUUUCUCUUUUUCCUCAUCAUCGUCGCUACUGUCGCUGCUCGACUCGCUCGCCAUCGCCAUGACCAUCAUCGCCGCCGCAGUCUUUGCAUUCGCAUUCUUCUUGAAUUUGAGACUUUCUUGCUCUCUUUUUGAUUUGAGUUUAGUUCUGAUUUUAUGAUAAAAGUUAUUAACUUCCUCAUCAAACAAAAAUGUCCUAAAAAAUGCCCUUAAAAUUUCCCAAAAAAAUUGUCUUAAAACUCAAGGCCAUUUAUUUGGCAAAGGAACAAACUUGAGUCUAAACCCGCGUUUCUAACUCUCUUAGCAGCAAAACCAGCAACAUUUAAACCAUCAGCAAAACUAAGUAAAAAAAAAAAACUUAAAAAAAAUGUGCAAAUGGAGGAAACGCAAAACCUCAAUAGUUUUUUCAUUUUUCUUAAAAACAAAUACAAAAGAACUUAAAAAAUGAAAAAAAAUGCAGUUCAAAAACUGUUUUCUAAAAAAAAACAAAAAAACACUAUACGAAUUUUCCUUGCAAUUUUUUAAAUAAGGAAAAAAAAAUCAGCCUAAAAAUAUGCAAUAUAUUUUUAUGCCCGUAAACAUUAUUUUUUGUGUUUUUUAUUUUGUGUUUUAAAAACUAAAAAAAAAAACUUCUUUAAUGUGAUGAUUGUCGUCGUCUCUUUGGAAUCUAAUUAUAAAUAUCGUCGAAUAAAUAAAUAAAAAAAAAAUAAUGAAAAUGUUAAGCCAUCUUUUUGGAUAGAACAGAAAACUAAACCAAAAGAAAUUUCAAAAAACAGAAUUUUAAAAAAAUCGUUGUUUAAGUUAACAACAAAAAAAAAAAUAAACUUUAAAUUGCAUUUUCAUUUUUGUGAAAAAAAAACAAAGAACAAACUAUAAACAAUAUAAGUGCUUAAGAGUUAAAAAAAAAUACAAAAAAAUCAAUCUCACCUCACAAUGGCGGAUCACCUGGAUGAGCCGCCUCAAAAGCGGGUUAAAAUGGAGCGCUUUCCCCAAUCGUCCAGUGAUGCCGCGGAAGUUCUAUCAAAUAUAUUUGGUCUUGAGGACAAUCUACCAGAUGAAUUGGUCUCAACAGGUAAUGCGUGGGGCGAUCAGAUGGGCGGAGGUGGUAAUAAACCACCAGCCCAAGGACCCGGGCCAGGUGGCCCACAAAUGAAUGGUGGCGAUGAUCCUAGUGGAGGAGUUUCAAAUAAUACUUUGCGUCAGUUGCAUCAUCAACAUCAUUUGCAGCAGUUAUUGCAACAACAGGGUAAUAAAAAUGCUAUGGUUGGUAAUACUAUGGGUCUUAAUCAAUUGGGAAGUAAAAGUCCAAAUUUGCAAUCACCAACGGGAAUGCAAGGUGGAAUGCAAGGCAAUAUGGCAAUGGUUAAUCCGAUGCCUAUGUCAAUAUCGAAUAAUGGAACACAGACGAUUAAUGCAAUGCCUGGAAUGAAUAGCAUUGCUCAGGGUAACAUAGGAAACAUGGUUAUGACCAAUAGUGCUAUGGCUUCUGGUGGUAUAGGUGGCGGAUCAAUGGCAGCAUCUCAAGGCGUAAUGGUUAAUGCACUGAAACAACAUAUUAACACCGGACCUAUGAUGGGACCAGGUAAAGUCCCAGGCGCUGGCCCCGCAAAUCAUCAAGGAAUUCAUCAUCAGCAGGCAAUGCAAAAUGGCCCACUUAUGACAACUGCUGCAAUCGGUGUUGGUGGUCGCAUGGUCGGGCAACAACACAUGAUUCGUGGUCCCAACCCGCAUCAGCUGAUGGGUGCCGGACCAGGUGGUGGUCCUCGAAUGCAAAAUCCAAACAUGCCAAUUGGUAAGUUGAACGUAAUAGAGAACCAAUCGACCACAAACGAAUUGUUAUCUCGAAAAUUUGCGAUUCGACCAGGUCAAAUAAAUAGUAUGGGGGGAGGACCGAACGGACCCUAUGGCUAUGUUAAUGCUGGUCCACAGAGUGUUAGUGUUAAUGUAAACCCUGGAGGUGGGGGUGGACCAUCACCACAACAACAAAUGCUGGUUAAUCAGAUUACACAACAACAGCGUGUACCACCUAGUAUGCAACAAGCAAUGCAGGGAAAUCGACCUGGGGGCCCCAUUGGUACCAAUAUUGGUCUCGUCAGCGUUGGGAAUGAUGGUAGCGGAAUCGUUGGAGGCCCCCAACAACAACAGCAGCAGCAGCAACAACAACAGCAGCAACAACAACAGCAACAACAGCAGCAGCAGUUGACAAAUCCGCAACAGCAACUCAAUCCGAAUCAAGCACCGCAAGUAGUUUUAGGAGGGCCAGCGCCAGGAAGCGUACAACAGCGUCCACCACAGCCAGGUCAAAUGCAACAACCGCAACCAGGUACUUCACAAGGGCCUCCUCAACAUCCACUUCCGAUCGCGCGAAAAAAGCAAAUUCAGCAGCAAUUGAUGAUUUUGCUGCAUGCUCACAAGUGCAGUCGCCGCGAAGCUGCUAACCCCAAUAGAGAGAAGUGUACUGUAUUUCACUGUAAGAUAAUGCAGGAUGUGUUGGCUCACAUGGCAAAUUGCAAGGACAGCAAGGACUGUACCGUCCAGCACUGCACUUCCUCGCGACAGAUACUUCUCCAUUACAAGACUUGCACCAAAAGUGAUUGUAUAAUUUGCUUCCCCUUUCGACAAACUCAUCAACUUGUUGGCAGCGGUGGAAACGCCGGUGGGGAUAAUAAACAACAACAACAGCAACAACAACAGCAGCAGCAACAACAACAGCAAGUCCAACAACAAGUGCAACAGCAACAACAACAGCAGCAACAACAACAACAGCAGCAGCAGCAACAACAACAACAACAGCAGCAACAACAACAACAAGCUGUUCCAGGAAACUCGCAGCAAAACGUCGGCAACCAGAACGCUCAAGGUCCGGGAUCAGUGGGUGCUGUACCUGUGGGACCCCAAAUGAGUAUUAAACCAAAUGCUGGAGACAUGCAACCGCAGCAAAUGCAAACCUCAAAUCCGAACCAAGAAAUACGCCGUUUCGACAGCAUGGGUAUGCAGGGCGCCGUAUCAUCCGCUCCAACCAACAUCAUGCAGGCCAACGCAAAUGCCCCUCAGGUACCACAAGGAAUGCGAAUUCAAGGACCACCAGUUAGGGUAGCCGCUCCCCCAAACGCUAAUGUUCUGUCUAACAACUUGCUGAUGAGCAACAACGAUAUUCAAAAUGGCAACAACCCCAAUCAGCAGUUGUUGGUGCCAGGAGCCGGAAAUCAUGUUGUCACGCUGAACGCCCAACAAGGAGGUCCCCAACAAGGUGCACAUCAAUUGACCAAUAUGCAACAGCAACAACAACAGCAAACCCAGGCAAACAUUCCACUUUCUGUGAACGUUCACAGUUUUAGCAAUUCCAAUACCGUCGACGGUGGAGGUUCUAACAAAUCACAACAGAUGGCACCCAGUCAAAUGGCCCAAAUGCAAAUUCAGGCUCAUGCAGCUGUUGCCGCAGCAGCAGCAUCGGCAAACGCAGCUGCAAAUAACGUUUCUGGUGGACUUCUUUCGCAAAGCUCAUCGUUGCCAGCGUCUUCCGGAGCUGGUGAUAAUGAGAAAGAUUGGCGUGAAUCGGUUACAACGGAUUUACGAAAACACCUAGUCCACAAACUGGUUCAAGCAAUAUUUCCCACAUCUGAUCCCGCCACUAUGCAGGACAAACGAAUGUUCAAUCUCGUGUCUUACGCAGAGAAAGUUGAAAAAGAUAUGUACGAAAUGGCAAAGUCCCGAUCCGAAUACUAUCACUUGCUUGCUGAAAAAAUCUAUAAAAUCCAAAAAGAACUUGAAGAGAAACGUCUCAAGCGCAAAGAACAACAACUACUGCAGAUGCAACAACAACAGCAACAAGCCGGACCAGGUGGUCCAAGUCAGCAACAGCAACAAUUGCCAGGGCACCAACAGCAAAUCCGGCCAAACGUGUCUAUGGUUAAUCAAUUAGCCGCAAGCCAAGGAGGAAAUCCCAUGGCUAGUAUGAUGCAACGAGGUCAAGCACCUGGUAUGAUGCCACAGAACCCUGCUCAGCAGGCACCAGGAGUGCGAAGUCAUUCUCCAGCUGGAAUGCUUAAUGCAAUGCAGCAAAAUCGAAUGCAAUUUUCUAAUCAAGUGGGCUUGCAAAGUGGACCGCUUGGAAACUUAGUGGUAGGUCCACCUGGCCCAAGUCCAAAUGGGACCCCAACAUCACAGCAGAACUUGGUCAUACAGAAUGCAGUGCACUCGCCAUUUACGAGUGGCGGACAGACUGUAGGCGGAGGAGUACUCUCUCAGCCCGCAACAUCUCAAGGAUCUCAGCAGCAGCAGUUUAUCAAUGCAAAUGGAGGUGUGAGUCAGUUUAAUGAUUUGAUGAAAGCACGAAUGCAAAAUGCAGCCGCUGUUCAACAGCAGCAGCAGCAAGCAACUAGUCAAGUUGUCACCUCGGUAAAUCAAAAUAUUGUCAUGCCACAAUCUCCAUUCAACUCUGCUGGACAGAUUCAGAAUAACUCUGUGAAUGCGUUUGCACCGACAAUGCAGCAACAACAGCAACAACAACAGCAGCAACAACAACAGCAGCAACAACAACAACAACAACAACAGCAACAACAGCAGCAGCAACAACAGCAGCAACAACAGCAGCCGCAAAAAUCUGUUAGCGGUGGCAUGCCACCGACUCCCACUAGUCUGGAAUCACUGACUAAUGCGAAUACCACAAUGGCACCUUCUCCCUCACCGAGUUUUGUUAGUAACGGUCCAAUAGCCGUCAGUACUCCUAACCCUCCAUCAGUGUCCUCACUAAUGCAACCUAUGAGUGACCGCAACACACCACCAUUGAUGACAUCACCAUCGAAUACGGGAACAACUGUUACCCCAGCAACAACCCCCAAUAUGACCCAGAAGCAGCAACACCAGCAGCAGCAGCAGCAAAUGGGCAUGGGUAAAGGUGGUGGAGUUGGCUCAAAUAAUUCAGCACCUUCUAGACCGUCCUCCAGCUCAAACCUAUCAUCACAGAUGGCUGCCUUAGAAGCUGCUUCCCGCGACCAAGAUGACACACCACCAUCUCCAGACAACAACACCAACGCACCAAAAGGAAAGCUAGACUCCAUCAAACAAGAAGAUGAGAUUAAGAAGGAGUAUAUGGAUGAAAAUGGUGACAACAGUCAAAUGGACACAUCCUCAGGAGGUGGCUCUGCGGGUAUUGGCAAAAAUGUCAACAAAGAUGGCACUAAUGCAUCAUUCAUAAAAACCGAACCCAUGGAUACAGAUGACAGCACUAAUCAGGGCAAUGCCAGCGAGUUAGGUAUAAAAGAAGAAAAACCUGUCAUUAAAGAAGAAGGUUCAACAUCGAGCGCAGGUGCCCAAGGAAGCGACAAUAAACUCCAAAUUAAGCAGGAAGUCAAACCUGUGGUACCCGAACCGUUGGUUCCAACUGGUGAAAAGAAGAAGUGUGUUUUCAAUCCUGAAGAAUUGAAAAGGGCCUUAUUACCAACUCUCGAUAAGCUUCUUCGCCAUGAACCAGAGUCGGUUCAUUUCAAAUCGCCAGUGGAUCCUCAAGCUCUUGGCAUUCCCGAUUACUUUGAAAUUAUUAAGAAACCAAUGGACUUGGGGACAAUAAGAAAUAAUUUAAUGAAUGGAAUGUACAGUGAUCCUUGGGAGUAUGUCGAUGAUGUUUGGUUGAUAUUUGACAAUGCUUGGUUAUAUAAUCGCAAGACAUCACGUGUCUAUAGAUAUUGCACGAGGCUCUCGGAGGUUUUUGAACAAGAAAUUGAUCCAGUUAUGCAAGCAUUGGGAUACUGUUGUGGACGCAAGUACACAUUCAAUCCACAAGUGUUGUGUUGCUAUGGAAAACAAUUGUGUACCAUUCCUAGAGAUGCAAAAUACUACAGUUAUCAAAAUAGUCUAAAGGAUUACGGUGUUGCAUCUAACAGAUAUACAUUCUGCCAAAAAUGUUUCAACGACAUCAUCGGUGAUACGGUUACACUAGGAGACGAUCCACUGCAGUCACAAACACAAAUAAAAAAGGAUCAAUUUAAAGAAAUGAAAAAUGAUCAUUUGGAACUGGAGCCAUUUGUAGAUUGCCAGGAAUGUGGUCGAAAACAACAUCAAAUAUGUGUUUUGUAUUUAGAAACAAUUUGGCAAGGUGGAUUUGUGUGCGAGAAUUGUCUGAAGAAAAAGAACCAAAAGAGAAAAGACAAUAAAUUCAAUGCGAAAAGAUUGCCUCCAACCAAAUUGGGUGUAUAUAUUGAGACCAGAGUUAAUAACUUUUUGAAGAAAAAGGAGGCUGGUGCAGGAGAAGUUCACAUUCGUGUUGUGUCCAGUUCGGACAAAUAUGUAGAAGUUAAGCCGGGUAUGAGACGCCGCUUUGUAGAAGCAGGAGAACUUAAUGCUGAGUUCCCUUAUAGAGCGAAAGCUCUAUUUGCCUUUGAAGAGGUCGAUGGGGUGGAUGUGUGUUUCUUUGGAAUGCACGUUCAAGAAUAUGGCUCUGAAUGCCCGGCACCAAAUACAAGACGAGUCUAUAUUGCUUAUCUUGAUUCGGUACACUUCUUUCGACCACGUCAAUACCGUACAUCUGUGUAUCAUGAGAUCCUGUUAGGUUAUAUGGAUUAUGUGAAGCAACUUGGCUACACAAUGGCUCACAUCUGGGCGUGUCCACCCUCUGAAGGCGAUGAUUACAUUUUCCACUGCCAUCCAACCGAUCAGAAAAUACCAAAACCAAAGCGAUUACAAGAAUGGUAUAAGAAAAUGCUUGACAAGGGAAUGAUCGAGCGAACCAUUCAAGACUACAAAGAUAUUCUGAAGCAGGCUAUGGAAGAUAAGCUUACUUCUGCUGCAGAACUGCCCUAUUUCGAGGGUGAUUUUUGGCCGAAUGUUUUAGAAGAAAGUAUUAAGGAGCUCGAUCAAGAAGAGGAGGAAAAACGCAAACAAGCAGAGGCUGCCGAAGCCGCUGCUGCUGCUGCCAACGCGAUAUUCUCCCUUUCCGAAGAAAAUGAUACUAGCAGUGAUGGCAAAAAGAAGGGCCAGAAGAAAGCAAAGAAAUCAAACAAGUCCAAAGCAGCUCAACGGAAAAAUAAUAAAAAGUCAAAUGAACAACAAACAGGCAACGAUCUCACAGCGAAAAUAUACGCCACUAUGGAAAAACACAAAGAAGUAUUUUUCGUCAUCCGCCUGCAUUCCGCGCAAUCAGCAGCGAGUCUAGCGCCUAUUCAAGAUCCCGAUCCAAUUCAAACAUGCGAUUUAAUGGAUGGUCGGGAUGCAUUUUUGACAAUGGCACGCGAUAAGCAUUAUGAAUUUUCAUCGUUGCGUCGAGCGCGGUUUUCAACACUUUCGAUGCUUUACGAAUUGCAUAAUCAAGGACAAGACAAGUUCGUCUACACUUGCAACAACUGCAAAGCCGCUGUUGAAACAAGAUACCAUUGCACUGUUUGCGAUGACUUUGACCUUUGCACUGUUUGCAAAGAUAAAGUGGGACAUCCACAUAAGAUGGAAAAAUUGGGUUUCGAUUUGGACGAUGGAUCUUCACCAGCAGAUCUGAAACAAGCAAAUCCACAAGAGGCGAGAAAGCAAUCCAUUCAACGUUGCAUUCAAUCUCUUGUGCAUGCUUGCCAGUGCAGAGAUGCAAAUUGUCGGUUGCCAUCGUGCCAAAAGAUGAAGCGUGUUGUUCAGCAUACGAAGAAUUGCAAGCGAAAAACAAAUGGUGGUUGUCCCAUUUGCAAGCAACUUAUUGCAUUAUGCUGUUAUCAUGCUAAGCACUGUCAAGAACCAAAGUGCCCUGUGCCGUUUUGUGCCAAUAUUAAGCAUAAGCUUAAACAACAACAAUUGCAACAAAGGUUACAACAAGCACAAUUACUUCGUCGUCGUAUGGCUGUGAUGACAAGAACAGCGACGAAUCCAGCUUUCCAAUCUGGUGUUGCGGUACCUGGUCCAAUGCCCGGAGCACCAAUGAUUGCAGCCGGUGGCAAUCCUGGAGGAAUGAGUCCUCAUCAAGCUGUGCCAUCGCCUGUCUCUUCGUCUUUAGGUGGUAUGAGCAGUCCUCAUCAGCAAGGAAUAGGAAUGAAGCCAGGAGGUCAUUCUCCAUCGCCAAACGUCUUACAGGUGGUUAAACAAGUACAAGAAGAAGCUGCGCGGCAACAAGUUCCUCAUGCAGGAGGUUUUGGGAAAGUUGCACCAGCCCCACAAAUGCCUCCUGCUGUUAUGCAACGCCAUCUGGGUGUAGUUCCUAAUCAACCCCAACCAGGUGUUGGCAUUCCAAUGGGAGGUGGACCAGUCGGUGGUAAUAAUCUUCUUUCAAUGGAUCAAUGGGGUAAUAGAUAUCCAAAUAACACCAACCAACCCAAUUUGAGGCCACCAAAUCAAAAUCAAGUUAUGCAACAAAAUCCAAUGCAACAACAGAAUAUGAUGGGCAUGGUUGGUGCUGGUCCAUCAAAUCAAAUGGGUGGUGCGAUGAGUGUGGGCGGUGUAAUGCGACCAACUGGUGGUCAAGCUGGUGCACCCACAUCCAAUGGGCCCCAAUUAAAUACUCAACAACUCUCACAAAUAAUGCAAAAAAUUAAAAAUAACCCAUCUAGUGAAGGUCACCAUCAAAUUCUACAGAUGUUGAAAUCGAAUCCUCAAAUUAUGGCCGCCAUCAUUAAACAACGUCAGCAGAGUCAGAAUUCUGGUGGAGGUGUGGCAGCUCUAAAUCAAGUGAAUGGACCCUUGCCACCUCAGCAGGUGAUGCAGCAAGGUGGUCAUAUGCAACACAUGAUUAACCAACAGCAACAACCUCAACAAAAUCAAGUUGUAAUGCCAAACCAACCUGGUGUGCCACACAGCAGAAUGCCGACGGCAAUGCAAAAUGCAAUGAUGGUGCAAGGAGGUGGCCAAAUUCAACAACAACAAGGCCCUGUUCAAAAUAAUCAGUGGUAUAAGACAAUGCAAAUGCGCCAAAUGCAAAUGCCGAGUUAUCCAGCCCCGCCAUAUCCACAACGCCCACGAGCACCCCAAAUGGUUGGUGGUUUCCAGAGUGGUGGUAAUUUCUCACCCGAUCAGUAUGCCAUGCAACAGGGUCUGAAAUCAAAUCAACCACAGGUGGGUGGAGUUGGUGGAGUAAUACCCACGGGCCAACAUGUUCAACAAGGAGUCCAAGGUAAUCCUCAUGUAAUGGGUCCACCAACGCCCUUGUCGAUGCAACAGCAACUGAUGCAAUCGGUUCGAUCUCCGCCUCCGAUCCGAAGCCCCCAGCCAACGCCUUCUCCACGUUCUGCGCCAUCACCUCGAGCUCAACCUUCUGCCUCACCUCGAGCUCAACCAUCUCCCCACCACAUGCCAAGCCACUCACCCGCGCCACAACCCGGUGACAUGCACAACCACAUGCACCCCCAUCAAUCACCGCUUCCUGGGGUUCCACAAGACGGAGUCGGAGGUGUAGUAGGCCCCGGUCCUGAUGCGCCUUCAAUGACUGCUCAGGAUCAAUUAACAAAAUUUGUGGAACAACUCUAGUAUAAUUAGAAGUAGGUAUUUUUCUAAACAAAAACAACAAGAAGCAAAUAUAUUUCUAUACAAAUGCGUACCACAAAAAAAAUGAAGAGAUAGAAAUGAUACUAAGAGCCCUUAUCGAAAUUUUAUCACUUCCAUUAUGUAAAACAAUUAAUUGUAAAACACGCAACUUAAUACUAUUAUCAUUCUAUUGUAGUUAUUAUUAACUAUUAAAACAAUUAGUAGUAUGUUUUUUUUUCAAUCCAAAUCCUCCUCCCCAAAAAUCCUUAACCAUACUCUCCUGCCCUUCUUGACUCUCCACCACUCCACUCUUGCUCUUUUAUGUGUAAAUAAAUAAAUACAUUAACUAGUUUAUUAAGAGAACCACAAAACCACACAAUGUAUAAAUAAGAAUAAAUUAUGUAUAAUUGUAUACAUCGAUAAUAUUUAAAAAAAAAAAAUAAUAAUAAUAAAUGUAUACACAAAAUCAAAAAGAAAGAAAAAAAAAUAAAAACUAAUGAUGACGUAGGUUAUAAGUAAAACCAAAAUGCGGAUUUCGGAAAUUCACCUUUUACAAAAAACAAAAAGAAAAUACAAAAAAAAAUAAUGUUCACUACUAUUUUUUUUUUUUUUUUUAUUUUAAUUUUUACAUCUGAUAUUCAUUUAUUCUCUAAGUUCUUAGUUGAAAAUAUUAAUUUUAAAUAUCAUAAUAAUUUAAUAGAAAAAAAAGAAACAAAUAAAUUAAAAAACAAAAAAACUGCAAACUGUUCGAAGAAAUACACAACAAAAAAUCUAACAACAACAAUUUAUUGUAUUUCAUGUUUACUAUUAUAAUAUUUAUGCAAUAAAACAUUUAUUUUUAUUUUUUUAUUAUUUUUUUUUUGUUUUCAAAGUAGAAUUAUAAAUAUAGUACAUUGUAAAAGAUAUAAAUAUUAAGUGUAUAACGAAAUAAUAUUAGCUGUAUAUAUAUGAAUAGUCUUAUAUAUAUAUAAACAAGAAAAAAAAGAUGAACAUCAUGGGGUUACAUUAAAAAAUAAUAAUAAUUAAAUAAUAAUAAUAAUAAUUGAUGACGUGCUUUAUUUUUUAAAAAAAUGGGAUUAAAAAAAAUUUCAUGCUAAGCUAAAAAACAAGUAUAAAGUAAGAAUUUAAAAUAUAUAGGGAUUAACGUAAUUUAACGAGCCACGGUUUUCUUUUUUGAUACGAUAAAUUAUAUAUAUAAAUAUAAAUUAAAUUAAAAACAAAAAAUAUGAAUAAAAGAAUAAAUUGUUUUUUCUUCUUCUUCGUCAUCCUUUCGUCGUGAUACAUGUCAAUAUGGAGGAGGAGGAAAUUAAAAUACAAAAUGAAUAUAAGGAAACAACAAGCUAUGAAUAAAAUUAUCUUUAAUUGUAAUUUAUAAAAAAAAAAACAGAAAUUAUUAUUAUAUAUUAUAUUGAAAUGCACUGUCUUGAAAAAAUAAAACGUUAUAAUUUAUAUAAAAAAAAAAAG